This is a messenger RNA of Hymenoscyphus albidus, 939 nucleotides long. The record is from the annotation of a GenBank genome assembly. Lineage: Eukaryota; Fungi; Ascomycota; Leotiomycetes; Helotiales; Helotiaceae.
AUGCCCCGAGAACGUUUUUGGCCAAAGUCCAAUACCAAUAACUGGCGCCACCGCUCUCUCUCCCCUUCCUCCACUGACGAGCCCUCGACGGAUCCGGAGCAAUCAGCCUCUACGUACCACUCACCAAUAGCCCUCGGUCCCUACACCAUCUCAAAGCACCAUCAUCACCCAUACUCUCGUCCUCUUCCUCUUAACCAUCUACUCUUCAGAGAAGAUCAGACUAUCUCCCUCCUUCAAAAUCUGGACCUCGGAUCGCCUGUUCUUGGUAAUCCCCGAAAAAGAAGCGCAUUCCUGGAUGCGAUUAGGAAGGCCAAAGGUAGAAUUGAAGGUUGGUUUCCCGAGCUAAAGGAGCAGGAGGGUGAGGUGAAGAUGGAGUGGAGGAGUGAGAGGGAGCUGGUUAUUCCGGUUCCUGAUGAGGGGCUGGGAUAUUCUUGGGGGCAUGAACGGCCGGAGAGGUGUUCUGUUGUGGAUUUGGGUGUGCUUGAAAGGUUCGGGUUGAAUCUAUUGAGGGGGAGUAUUUCUUGGGGGAAGGACGGCCGGGAUUUAUGGGUUGGAAAGAACGGUGGUAGAGGGGGGUUCGGUGGUGAAGGAGUGCUGAGGGAGAUUGAGGAUGCGGAGGGUAUGAGUGUUGAGGAUGAUGGUGGCGAGGAGAUGGAUUGUGAGGGUAUCUAUCCGGAGCCUAUUCCCUUGACUUCUUCUUUGGCUCCUCCUCCUUCUCUCGCCAUGCCCAACAGAAGGUAUUCCGAUACAUGGCAAUGGAUUUCUGGUCAACAUGGGGAUCCUUGGCAGUCGGUAUCUACUAAGCAGGAUGAUGGUGCAAUAUUACCUGAUGAAUCAUGGGGCACAGUGCCUGAUACCCAUCCGCAGAGUCCGAGUCAAAGAGAUACCGCGCAUGUGGAUGAAGGUCGGGAUGCGGGGGAUGAUGAUCGGCAUCUGUGA